UAUACUUUGUUAUUAUUUGGAAAUUCACGCUUUUACUUGUGCAACAGACGCUACUGAGUUAUGUUAAAUAUCGGGAAAUAAUAUUAUAUAUAACGUGUACUUAAAGAAUGAAGUUAUUGAGAGUGAGGAUCACAGUAAACAACUAUGUCUUCGUGCGGUUGUACGAAUCCGUUGAAUUAUGGACCUUAUUUGGCGAAUAAUUGCGGUGGAAAUAGUUUUGUAUUGUUUAUGGCUCUAGUAGAUGCGAUUGUAAGGAAUACUUGCGAUAUAGGCGACGUUUGCGGACGAGUACAUGCGUGGAAACAACCUCGAGAUGAAUAUGAUUAUAUAGUUAUUGGAGGAGGAACUGGUGGAUCAGCUGUUACUGGAAGAUUGGCAGAAAAUAAAACACACAAAGUUUUACUUAUUGAAGCUGGUCCCGACGAGCCGGAAACAUAUCAAGUACCUGGUUUAAUCCUAUCCUAUUUUACUAAUCCACUACUCGAUUGGAAUUAUAGAACCACGGAUGAACCAGUCGCUUGCCAAGGAACUAACGGCAGUUGCCUUUGGCUCAGAGCUAAAAUGUUGGGAGGAUGUUCUGUAAUGAAUGGUAUGAUGUUUAUAGUAGGUAUUCCACCAGAUUUUGAUAAGAGAUGGAAGGGAGAAGGAAAUCCUGGAUGGGGUUGGGAUGACGUACUACCAUUUUUCAAAAAAUUCGAAAACAAUUUGCAGAUAAAACUGUACAGUCCCAGAUACCAUGGAGUAAAAGGUCCCGUGACAAUUUCCACCCAAUAUUAUGUACCUGCUUUGGCGGAAGCGGUGAUUCAGGGAGCUAAGGAGGCAGGUUUUCCCAUAACACAAGAUUUAAAUGGGGAAAACUAUCUUGGUUUUGCUAUUCCUCAAUCUUACAUCGAAGACGGUGUCCGUGUCAGUAUGGCCAAAGCUUAUCUGAGACCUCAGAGGCUUAACAAUAACUUAAAUGUUAUGUUAAACUCAACUGCUACUAGAAUCUUGAUAAACAAACAGAAAAAAGCUUACGCGGUUCAGUUCAUCUACAACAAUACUACUUAUACCGUUAGAGCUCGAAAAGAAAUCAUUUUGGCUGCUGGUACAAUCAACUCACCGAAGAUUCUGCUACAAUCCGGUGUAGGACCUAAAGACGCUUUAGAUAAAGUUGGAAUCGAACAAAUUCACAAUUUACCUGGAGUAGGUAAUAAUUUAACCAAUCACGUUGCUUUCGGUCUUUCAUAUUGGAUUAACAGCACUGUGGAAUCUAAUAGCGUCACGUGGAAAACACUGACAGAUUACCUCAAUUCCAGAACGGGACCACUUGCUAGCUCAGGUUUACCAAUUACCGGAAGAAUAUAUACAAAAUACGCUACUCCAGAAGAUCCGGACAUUCAACUGUAUUUCCAAGUAUCCAGUCGCAAAUGUUCCAGAGCGGGUGAUCCCGAUGAAGAUGUCUAUCCCAAACAACCAAAAUCAAUCACAAUUAGCGCUGUUAAUUUACAUCCGAAGAGUCGUGGAAGGAUCACAUUAAAAUCCGCCGAUCCUUUAGAUCCACCCGUUAUGGUGGGUAACUAUUUGACGGUUAAAGAAGACGAAGACAGAGUAUUAGAUGGUAUAAGGCUCGUUCAGAGAUUAGUGAACAGUACAACUUUGAAGGAUACAUGGAAAUUUACUUACGCUGAUAAAGUUUAUGGAGAAUGUGCAGAUAAAUACAGCUUUAAUACUGAUGAAUAUUGGCGUUGCGCUAUUCGCCAUACCACUGACCCAGAAAAUCAUCAAGCCAGCACUCUUCGCAUGGGUCCAAUAUCCGACAAAUGGUCAGUAGUCGAUCAGAAAUUAAGAGUUAUUGGUAUUAAAAAUCUUAGAGUGGCAGAUGCUUCUGCAAUGCCUGUCGUAACAACUGGAAAUAUUAACGCAGCUAUUAUAAUGAUUGCAGAAAGGUGUGCCGACUUUAUCAAACAUAGUGAAAUCUAAAUUUAAUUUAGUCUUGAAUGAAACAGUUAUUUGAAAAA
Messenger RNA from Diorhabda carinulata, 2000 nucleotides. RefSeq names its product glucose dehydrogenase [FAD, quinone]-like. The transcript is spliced from 8 exons. The coding region runs from base 145 to 1962 and encodes 605 amino acids. The record is from RefSeq and is a predicted model, not a curated record. Gene Ontology annotation, molecular function: oxidoreductase activity, acting on CH-OH group of donors; flavin adenine dinucleotide binding. Lineage: Eukaryota; Metazoa; Arthropoda; Insecta; Coleoptera; Chrysomelidae.